AUUGUCAGCUGGCUUCAAUGGACAAUGAGACUUGGAAACAAUUGAAGAUGAAGUUUGGAAGUAGCCUGUGCAUCCUUAACGUAGGCGGACGGCGCUUUGCUUUCACGGCAGAGCUGAUGAAGCGGUUACCUCUGAGCAGACUGAGCCGGCUGCAGCACUGCGUUUCAGAAACUGAGCUGCUGGAACUGUGCGACGACUAUGAUCGCGAAAGGAAUGAGUUUUUCUUUGACCGUCAUUCGGAGGCCUUCAGCUUCAUCAUGCUUUAUGUGCAGCAUGGGAAGUUAUGCUUUGUGCCUCACAUGUGUGAACUGUCCUUCUACAAUGAGAUGAUUUACUGGGGCCUGGAGAGUACUGACUUGCAGCCCUGCUGCCAGCAGCGUUUGGAUGAAUGCAUGUCUGAGUACUUUGUGCACUUCUGGCCGGAGGAAGAGCCGCGGGACCCAGAGGGGUCACAGAGUCGCUGGCUGGAGAGGAUGAGGAGGACCUUUGAGGAACCAACGUCCUCAGUGGCAGCACAGAUCCUGGCCUUGGUGUCUGUGAUGUUCGUCCUGAUUUCUGUGGUGAUGCUGUGUGCCAGCACUUUACCCGACUGGAAGGGCUCAGAGUCUCUGGACCAGCACAAGACCAUUGAAGCGGUGUGUAUCGGCUGGUUCACUGCAGAAUGUAUCGUCCGUUUCAUGGUGUCACAGGACAAAUGUGAAUUUGUUCGCCGUCCACUGAACAUCAUUGAUCUGCUGGCCAUCACACCAUAUUAUAUCUCCAUCACUGUGAUGAUGCUGACUGGGGAGAACUCGCAGCUGCAGCGGGCUGGAGUUGCUUUGCGUGUCCUGCGCAUGAUGCGGAUCUUCUGGGUGAUCAAGCUGGCCCGUCACUUCCUCGGUUUGCAGACGCUGGGCCUGACACUCCGGCGCUGCUACCGUGAGAUGGUGAUGCUGCUGGUCUUCAUCUGCGUGGCCAUGGCCAUCUUCAGUGCUCUGGCACAGUUGCUGGAGCAUGGCCUCGACAUGGACGCCAGCAAUCAGGACUUCGCGAGCAUCCCCGCUUCCUGCUGGUGGGUCAUCAUCUCCAUGACAACAGUGGGCUAUGGGGACAUUUAUCCAGUCACAGUGGCGGGUCGAGUGCUGGGUGGGAUGUGCGUGGUGAGCGGCAUCGUACUACUGGCACUGCCCAUCACCUUCAUCUACCACAGCUUUGUUCAGUGCUACCACGAGCUGAAGGUCCGCUCGGCUCGUUGCAGCCGGAGCCUUUCCACAGAGUUCAUCAACUGACCACACCCCUCGCCCCUCAGCUUCCACGUGUCACUAAACAGUCCAUUUGUCCAUUUAAUCUAUUUGUACUUUGAACUGUAACAAUUUUGCACACCUGAAAUGUUGAUACUUGUUAUUAUAGUUUUACAGAAAAUCUUUCAUACUUUUAGUAAAAAAGUAAUUAGAAUAAAGUUACUAUUUUACUGCAAAAAGCCACUUUAUAUAACUAAACAUGGAUUAAAAAUAUGUAUUUUUCAUUAGAUUUUACCAGGAAAUGUCAUGUUUUGUGUAGGACUGGAAACCUCAACACAGAGGUAAAGAUGGGUACGAAACAAAACCACUUUUUUUUUAUUCUAACCAAGGACCCAGGGAUUCAGUCCAAACAGGCAGCACUGUCCAUAAGGGGACAGACAGGUGGACAAUCCAGGAAACACAGCUCAUGGUCAAA
Thalassophryne amazonica is the source of this 1695-nucleotide messenger RNA. RefSeq names its product potassium voltage-gated channel subfamily G member 3-like. Gene Ontology annotation, biological process: potassium ion transmembrane transport; protein homooligomerization. The record is from RefSeq and is a predicted model, not a curated record. The transcript is spliced from 2 exons. NCBI's taxonomy places the organism in Eukaryota, Metazoa, Chordata, Actinopteri, Batrachoidiformes, Batrachoididae. Bases 18 to 1268 code for a protein of 416 amino acids. Gene Ontology annotation, molecular function: delayed rectifier potassium channel activity. Gene Ontology annotation, cellular component: voltage-gated potassium channel complex; membrane.